This is a messenger RNA of Oncorhynchus keta (chum salmon), 2964 nucleotides long. RefSeq names its product protein c-ets-1-B-like. The transcript is spliced from 9 exons. Gene Ontology annotation, molecular function: DNA-binding transcription factor activity, RNA polymerase II-specific; sequence-specific DNA binding. The coding region runs from base 323 to 1624 and encodes 433 amino acids. Gene Ontology annotation, cellular component: nucleus. Lineage: Eukaryota; Metazoa; Chordata; Actinopteri; Salmoniformes; Salmonidae. Gene Ontology annotation, biological process: cell differentiation; regulation of transcription by RNA polymerase II. The record is from RefSeq and is a predicted model, not a curated record.
AGUGUUUGUUGUAGCUUUCAGUGGCGUAUACGUCAUUUCAGAGGGACUUAUUACACACUUUUAUGUCUUAAGAAAAAUUAUGGGGAAUAAUACCAUUCGAAGUUGACAAUAAAGGGAUCGCAAUCAAGAUUCGCCCAGAGCUCAAAUAGCCUACAAAUCAGUCAAUUGAAUAACGCAUCAAUCGGCAGCGGCUGGGACUCAAAAGUGAUAAUUGGAUCAACGUUAUGAAGAAGCUGCCGAGAUGACGGCCGUUCUUGAUAUCAAACCAGCGUUAACUUUGAUGAAGUCCGAAAAAUUGGAUUAGUCGUGGCUGAACGACGAUAUGGAUAACCUACAGCUGGAUGUGGACUUCAGCGACGUGCCCCUGCUCACCCCGGGAAGCAGGGAGAUGAUGUCACAGGCCCUGAGGGCCAUGUUUAGCGGCUUCACCAAGGAGCAACAGAGACUGGGCAUGCCCAGAGACCCCAGGCACUGGUCAGAGAGCCAGGUGGGCCAGUGGCUGCUGUGGACAGUGAACGAGUUCAGCCUGAAGAGCGUGGACCUGCACUGCUUCCGUAUGGCCGGGGUAAGUCUCUGUGCCCUGGGGAAGGAGUGCUUCUUGGACCUGGCACCUGACUUUGUGGGGGACAUCCUGUGGGAACACCUGGAGAUGAUGCAGAGAGAUGUGAGGCAUUUCCCAGUCAAUGGCUUGAUGCCCACAUUCCAGGAGUCCCUUGCCAACUAUGGAACUGAACGUGCCCAGUGCAUCCUUCCAUCGGACAACUCAGAGCCAGGCUUCACCACAGAGUCCAAUCAGACACUUCUACCAACCACCUGUGAGGACCUGCUGUCAAUCAAGACUGAGAACGGACAUUCUACUGGCCCACUGGGGCCUAAGCAGAGGGACUACCUCACCAUCAAACAGGAAGUGGUCUCCCAUGACAACAUGUGCAUGGGGCACGUCAUUCGAGGUAAAAUUGGGGGCCAAGAAUCCUUUGAGAGUGUGGAGAGCCUAGAUGCUUGUGAGCGUCUCACCCAGUCCCGGGGCAGCCACUCCCACUUCUGCAGUCUGCAGCGCAUGCCCUCCUACAACAGCUUUGACUCAGACGACUACCCGGCCACGCUGCGUGGCCACCCAGCCAAAGGCACCUUCAAAGACUAUGUGAAGGAGCGCAUGGACCUGACCAAAGACAAGUCUGUCAUACCGGCAGCGGCUCUUGCGGGAUACACAGGAAGUGGUCCGACCCAGCUGUGGCAAUUUCUGUUGGAGCUCUUGACCGACACUUCCUGUCAGUCGGUCAUCAGCUGGACGGGAGAUGGCUGGGAAUUCAAAUUGACCAAUCCCGAUGAGGUGGCUAGGCGCUGGGGCCAGAGGAAGAACAAGCCCAAGAUGAACUAUGAAAAGCUGAGCCGCGGCCUGCGCUACUACUACAACAAGAACAUAAUCCACAAGACGUCUGGCAAGCGAUAUGUCUACCGCUUUGUCUGCGACCUGAACGGCCUUCUGGGAUACAGUGCAGAGGAGAUUCACGCCAUGCUUGACAUGAUCCCGGACACAGGAGAGAGAUGUGGGUGUGGUCUGGCACCACCAGGUAACAUACACGCUUGUAUAGGACAGGGGUUGCCAACAGGUUGCCUACUUUAGGAAAUUUGUUCCCAAGAAUUCCAUAAAAAAAGAUGUGAUUAUGUCUCAAUGUAAUCAAAGUAGGAAAUGAUUGUUAUUUUCAAAUACUCUUUUUAUUAUUAUGUUCUGGCAAAAAUCAUCUCAAGGCUGAAUCUAUUUGCCUACCGCUGUUGUAGGAGAUCAUGAUGAAAGCAUUUACAAUCACACAAAAAAUACAUAAUGCAAAUACAAUCAGACUCCUGUCAAGUUGCUGAAGACAAUGGAAGCGAGUUACUUGGAAAUGGACAUGGCCAUCACCCAAGGAGGUUAGAUAAUUUUAUUCAAAUGGAGCACAUGGCAAAAGAAAUGUACCCUUUGGGACCUAAGACUGGUGUUUUUCUGUGUUCAGUAUUGUUCUCUGGAAACCACAUUGACAAUCCACAGCCAUUUUAGCAGCCAAGCAUUGGGCUUUUUGUGCCAGUCUCAAAUCAAUGACUACUCUUACACAAGGGGCUACUGAAGUCCUUUUUAAUGAAUUAUUUGUUUGAGGACUGCUACAGACAUCCAGGGUAUGGAGGGUAACACUAGGUGCUCUAUAUAUCUAUCAAUGCCACCACUGUCAUGUUUCCACCUGACAAAAAUAUGUCCAAUUUGUCAUAUUUCCCUGACAAAGCCAUAAUUCACUGUCUCGACAUGCUUUGUCAUGAGUUCCCCUAAAUGUGUUAAGAGCUUUCACAUUUCGACUGUUACCCUGGGUUGUAUUCACUAGGAAAUAAAUUGAAGGAAACGGGAGGGACUACCUGAACCUGUCCAAUAAGAAACUAAUUUGUGUUGUAAAACUUUUUGCUACAGGUUGUUGCGGUGUGCCCUAUUGAAUAUGUUUAGAAAGGUGUGAAGUACUCUCAUAUUUGAGGGAACGAAACCCUACAACCAAAUGCUAAAUGCUAUCGCAAGUUCUAUAAAUAGAAGUUCCAAAAUUAUUUUACAGCAUUUGUUUAUCUUUUUUUGUAAUGUAAUAAAGUUUUGUAUAAUUGUAAAGUUUAAAUUUUUUAAAUGACAGACAGCUGGUUCUAUGCGUGGGUCUGUAUUCAUCAAGCGUCCCCGAGUAGAAGUGCUGAUCUAGGAUCAGUUUUUCCCUUUUAAGUUAAGAAGAUUACAUUGAAAGAGGGGCUGGCUGGCUGAUCCUAUAUCAACACUCUUAGUUUGAGGCUUUGUGAAUAUAGGAUUAAAAAAAAGGUGUCAGAAUCCUCUUUCUUGCUUUAUACAUACAAGAUUUGUUGGGCUGAGCCUGGCCUAUCGCUGAACAUUUAAGAGCAGAGCUUUUAUUAUGAUUUUUACAUGAGAAUGUUGUAUACCAAACAGUAUAAACAAAACUAACUGUG